AUGCGUCGCUCAGUAUUGCGGGCAGUUGAGUCCGCGAAACCACUCGCCCGCGCGCCUCGUUCCGUUUCAAGGAGCUUCGCUACUGUCAACGAGGCCGGUUCCAAGGAUCCUGUUGAGCUCGACCAGAUCACCACUUUGCCGAAUGGAAUUCGUGUCGCUACUGAGUCUUUGCCAGGCCCCUUCUCUGGUGUUGGAGUUUACGUCGACGCCGGUUCCCGAUACGAGGAUGAGAGUCUACGAGGAGUUAGCCACAUAAUGGAUCGACUAGCAUUCAAGUCGACUAAGAAGCGGUCUAGUGACGAGAUGCUUGAAGUUCUUGAGGGCCUUGGAGGAAAUAUUCAGUGCGCCUCUUCACGAGAGUCGCUGAUGUACCAGUCCGCCAGUUUCAACUCGGCUGUCCCAACAACUCUGGGGCUUUUGGCUGAGACAAUUCGUGAUCCGCUCAUCACAGAAGAGGAGGUGCUCCAGCAGCUGGGUACAGCUGAGUAUGAGAUUGGCGAGAUCUGGGCCAAGCCGGAGCUUAUUCUACCGGAGCUGGUACAUAUGGCCGCCUACAAGGAUAACACAUUGGGAAACCCUCUAUUAUGCCCGGAGGAAAGAUUGGGAGAGAUUAACAAAGCGGUUGUGGAUAAAUAUCGCGAAGUCUUCUUCAACCCUGACAGGAUGGUCGUUGCGUUCGCCGGUGUGCCGCAUGAUGUAGCUGUCAAGCUCACGGAGCAGUACUUCGGUGAUAUGCAGGGGAAAAAGUCGAGCAAUGGUCCUGUUCUAUCGGGAACCGGCAUUGAAACUACUUUGUCGAACUCCCAGUCGGCCGUCGAAGAAGGGCAAGUGCCUACAAUUCCCCAGUUCACGCCAUCGUCUACCACAUCGACCACUCCUGCAUCCCCGAAGUCCGAGUCCAGUCUCCUUUCAAAACUUCCAUUCCUCAAAAGCCUUUCCGGAUCGCAGAAGGGCUCCGUGUCACCAUUGGAUCCUUCUUUGGUGGAACCGUCAACAUUCAACUUGACACGCCCUUCUCAUUAUACUGGCGGUUUCCUCGCUCUCCCUCCAAUUCGCCCUCCGGCGAACCCUAUGCUUCCUCGCUUGAGCCAUAUCCAUCUCGCAUUUGAGGCUCUUCCCAUCUCCAACCCUGACAUCUAUGCUCUCGCAACCCUCCAGACACUGCUCGGUGGUGGUGGAUCAUUCUCUGCAGGCGGUCCCGGCAAGGGUAUGUACUCACGCCUUUACACAAACGUGUUGAACCAGCAUGGAUGGGUUGAGAGCUGUAUUGCUUUUAACCAUAGCUACACUGACAGCGGAAUCUUUGGAAUCUCUGCCUCCUGCAGUCCGACCCGGACGCCUGAGAUGCUUGAGGUCAUGUGCCGCGAACUGCAGGCACUGACUCUCGACAACGGUUACUCUGCCUUGCAGGCCCAGGAAGUUAACCGUGCAAAGAAUCAGCUCCGCUCCUCUCUUCUCAUGAACCUGGAGUCACGAAUGGUCGAAUUGGAGGACCUCGGACGCCAGGUUCAGGUGCAUGGCCGCAAGGUUGGAGUGAAAGAGAUGUGCGAUCAUAUCGAUGCAUUGACCGUGGAGGAUCUGCGCCGGGUUGCCCGACAGGUUUUCGGUGGUAACGUCCAGAACAAGGGACAAGGCACUGGUAAGCCAACUGUGGUUCUGCAGGAAGGCGAACUGGAGGGAUAUAAACUUCGUUCUUUCCCAUGGGAGGAGAUUCAAGAAAGGAUCGCCAGGUGGAAGUUGGGAAGAAGGUGA
This is a messenger RNA of Aspergillus oryzae RIB40, 1752 nucleotides long. RefSeq names its product mitochondrial-processing protease subunit alpha. NCBI's taxonomy places the organism in Eukaryota, Fungi, Ascomycota, Eurotiomycetes, Eurotiales, Aspergillaceae. Gene Ontology annotation, molecular function: metalloendopeptidase activity; metal ion binding. The transcript is spliced from 2 exons. The record is from RefSeq and is a predicted model, not a curated record. Bases 1 to 1752 code for a protein of 583 amino acids. Gene Ontology annotation, cellular component: mitochondrion.